GGUGUCAAAAGAAACCCCUUCUUUUGAAAUUACCCUUAUUCCUUAUAAAAUAAUCUGAGAAAAUGUGGGAUUCGUCCAUUAACCAAAUCCAUUUUCUAUCAGAAUGAAAAAGCAACCUGACAACUUAUUUUAGUAAUAAAUGGUGGAUUUUAAAAAAGCCCAUGAAUUUCAUUGGUUGUGGGGGAAGGAAAUUUUGAUUCUACAUGUCCCUUGGUAGAGAAAAUGUUUCUCUCAUUUGUUUUGCGUUUUGUUUCAGAGUAUACCACAAAAGGAAUGACUGUGAACAUUCCAGCACUCUGUUUUGGAGGCAAGAACAUUUUGGCUCCCAUGGUGCGGGUUGGAACAUUACCCAUGCGUCUUUUGGCUUUGGAUUUUGGUGCUGAUAUUGUGUACUGUGAGGAGCUGAUUGACAUAAAGAUGUUGCAGUGCAAAAGAGUUAUAAAUGAGGUGCUUGAAACAGUGGAUUUUGUAGCUCCUAACGAAAGAGUUGUUUUCAGAACCUGUGAGAGAGAGAGAGAUUGUGUUGUCUUUCAAAUGGGAUCAGCAGAUGCUGAGAGAGCCUUGGCCGUAGCCAAGCUUGUAGAGAAUGAUGUAGCUGGAAUUGAUAUCAACAUGGGCUGUCCCAAAGAAUAUUCUACUAAGGGAGGUAUGGGAGCAGCAUUGCUGUCUGAUCCUGACAAAAUUGAGUGUAUUCUGAGUACCUUGGUUAAAGGAAUUUGCAAACCAGUGACCUGCAAAAUCCGAAUCUUGUCUUCGCUUGAAGACACUAUAAGGCUGGUGAAGAGGAUAGAAAAGACUGGUGUUGCUGCUAUUGCUGUCCAUGGACGGAAGAAAGAGGAGAGGCCUCAACAUCCUGUCCACUGUGAAGUGAUCAAAGCUAUCUCUGAAGCAGUCACUAUUCCUGUAAUAGCGAAUGGAGGAUCUCAUGACUUCAUCAAAGAAUAUACUGAUAUUGAAGCCUUCCAACAAGCAACAGGAGCUUCAUCGGUAAUGAUAGCUCGUGCUGCCAUGUGGAAUCCAUCCAUCUUCAGAAGAGAAGGCCUUUGUCCCUUGAAGGAAGUCAUGCAAGCAUAUAUCAAAUAUGCAGUGCGAUAUGAUAAUCACUACACUAACACAAAGUACUGUCUGUGUCAGAUGUUAAGAGAACAGUUAGAAAGCACAGAGGGAAAGAAAUUGCAUGCUGCACAGUCUACUCAAGAAAUCUGUGAAGUCUUUGAAAUGGGACAUUUCUAUGAAGAAACAACAGCUAUUCUGGAAGCUAAGAAGGUGCUAAAGGCCAAGACACAAGAUGAUGAUGACCAGAUGGAAGACACAGAUGUGAUAAAAAUGUCUGUUAGAUUUGACAAGCGAGACUAUCCACCACAGAUUACUCCCAAAAUGUAUCUCUUGGAAUGGUGCAGGAAAGAGAAGCACCCUCAACCUGUUUAUGAAACUGUUCAAAGAUCACUAGAUAAAUUAUUCUGUUCAGUUGUUACAGUAGCUGAACAAAAAUAUAGAUCAACUUUAUGGGACAAGUCAAAGAAGCUAGCAGAACAGGCUGCAGCUAUAGUCUGUCUUAGGACAUUGGGUCUCCCAGAGGGGAAGCUUAAUGAGGGAGAAAACCACCUGAUUAACAAACGCAAGAGAGAGAACCAGGAGCUAUUAAACAACAAAGAACAUGAAGAUGACCUACUUGUUGAGGCCGCACAUAAAAGAGCUCAUGUUACUGAGAGAACUUCUGACUUCAGCUCUACUGAAGUGCCACGAUAGCAUGAAAAGCAAACAUUCCACAACGGUGCAGCUACCAGUUCACUCCCUUUUUAUAUCCUGCUGUUACGUUUCAUCUAGACUCAGUCGGAGACAGAUAAACUGCCUGAUUCUGAAAAGCUACUGUACUGGGUAAAUGUUUUUUCUCUUCUUUGCUUUGGUGCCUUUCAGACAGGAUAAAUUAAUAGUCUGAAUGAGAAGAUGAUCCCAUCUUAAAUUCUGUUUCAAUAGCAAAUAUUUUCAAUUAAACUUCUGAGGUGUUUUUGUUUAAUAUAUUUUAUAAGUAGAAAGAAGAAUUUUAAAGGCACAAGAGAGAGGUUUUUAAUAGAUUGUUUCCAACUGUUGGAGUUUUGUUGUGGCUCCAUUAACAGGGAUAAGUAUGUUAGAAAUGGUCAGCUCUUGUCUGAAAAUACCGGUAACAAAGUUAUAACAGGUUGUGUUAUGAUCCCUAGAGGAUUUUGUAUGAAGAAGAUAUUAGAAACACAAUUCAUUGGUGAUGAACUAUACCAAAAUGGCUUCCCAAUUACAAAUGUCUUUAUUUUAAAUGGAGGUGUCUACACUAAGCCAUUGUUUUCUAAUGGUACAGCUGUAUUUAACUGGGAUUAUGUUUAGAGUUUUUAAAUAAAAAAGGUGUACAUGCUAAUUAAAACAAGUACUACUCAAAUAUCUGAAUUGUAAUAAAUCUGCAUAGUUUGCAUUUAACUGAAAAAUAAUUGCAGUUCAUUUCCUACCUUGUAGACUGCAGUAAAAAUAGUUUUAAAAGCUUCUUUCAGAACUAAAUGUUCCAGUUUCACACAAUGAUUUUAGUCACAGAACACUUACUUCAGAGCAGUGGCAUACUUUGUAGUCCAAUUAAUAAAACAUAAACUUUAGGAAUAACCAUUUCCCCACUGAGAGUCAUGUCUGAAGCAGAAGCUUCUGUAAAGGCUGUUUUUAGGCAGUUAUGAGGAAUGGUCAUGCAAAUACUAUUAACAGAAUCUGGUUCAUUCCCUGAGUUUUGCUGGCAGAAUGCAGGUUGCAAAGCACAGUGAUAAGAAGCAACACAAAUUGUCUGCAAUCCAGCUCUGCAUCCUCAGUUGUGUGGGAAGGCAUAACUAGGAUACCUGUGAAGUCCACUGGAGCUCUUCUGGAUCACCAAACAUAACUGCCUAGAAGAAAAGCUUAUGGCAUGUUGCGGAAUCACCAUCUAUGCUACCAUCCACUUCCAAGGAAGAAACUGCCUCAAUGGAAAGUGCAAACUACAAAUCCUGCACCUCUGGGAGAAUGUGUGUAUCGCCCCUCCCUGCCCUCACCCCCACCCCCAAGUCUGACCCAAACUAAUGUCUUGAUUCUCUUAGUUUAAAUAAAAUGUGUGUCCUGAAGUGUUAUGUCCCUGGAGGAGGGUGCUGGCUGACAGUAGAUUCAAGGUGACUUUCAACAGUUACACCUUAAUGUGGUCUCUUCGUUCCCAUUUGCUAUGACAUUCCCCUCAGGAGGCUGAGGGAUUGGAAAGCCAAAGGACAUCCUGUCAUUAGGGAGCAGCCUUUGAAAUUCAGCUGCCUCACUUCUCUCUCCCUCUGAAUCUUAGUUUAUUCAAAGGGUCUGUGUGCCUUAUGAUACCUUUGCAUACACAUGCUUGUCCUCCUCCAUAAGUAAAAUGUAAACCUCUUGUGACAUAAUUUUAGGUCAUAUUGUGUUUGCGUGUCAAAAAUAAUAGUAACUUUAAAGCCAGGAAAUUUAUGGCGCUUUGGGCCUGCACAAUACUCACGUGCGCCUUAGUCUCACUGCUGCUUUCAUCACUCCCCUCCCCCGUACUGACUUCCUUUGCAGUGCCUGGAGAAGUCAUUAGCAGAAGGUUUGCAGUUGAAGGUGAGGAACUUUUCAGGAUGGAGGCCUAAGGGCCAUAGCCUGUGUUGCAGUGCUUUCACACCACUUUCUUGUCCUGGCAAUUGGCCCUGUGUGACACCUGCACAAGGUGCACUUCUCCUAGUGUAAAUAUCUCUGCUGGGAAAUAGAAUUAUAAAGGAAACCACAGGUGGUCAGCAUGCAGAUGCAUGUUAAUGCUUUUACGUUACAUUUCUGUGAAUCAAUUUGGGCUUGGUGGGAAAGGGACUCUUAUGAGAGAGAGUGAAUGUAAAAAAUUAAACACAAGGAAGUAAUAGAAGAUCAGAGGAUCUUAAUUCAACUUCCAAAGAAAAUACAAUCAGUGCUUUUAGUGUGCAACUACAAAACAUAUAUUGUAAUUUGGCUGAAUCAAACUGAAGUGUCAUUUAAAAUGAAUAUGUUAAAUUGUUUAGCUGACCGUACUUAGUGUUUAAAUAACUGCCUGAUCACAGAUCAUCAAUUUAUUUAUCUAGUAUAACAAUUAUAUAAGUAACUACAGUUAGUUGAAUAAUAUAUAUUUAUGGUAAGAUAAGUGGUAUAGCAUCUAUGAACAAGAAAGUGAGUUGCUGCUUUGCUAGAAUGAAUAAUUCAGGCUAAAAUUAGGCAUUCAUAUAAAUUAAAAAUGGUCAGAAAAUGGGCGCAUACAAAGUGUGAUUUAUGCUUCCCUUUGAUCCUCACCGUAGGUCAGGAAAAGCAACUAAUGGGAAUCUGUAAGGGUUUAUCUACACUGGCAGGUUACUUUGUUGUACCUUUCUUGCUCAAGGGUGUGAAAAAACACCCAUUGUGCACCAAUGUAAACAGCUGUACAAUGCAAACAGACAAAGCCUUAAACAUGUUUUGAAGAGAGUUCUUUAACUGCCCCAUGGUUUAGACUUCAAGGGCAUGACCAGCAGUGCACACCAAAGUGUCUAUGCUGUAACUUCGCUAUGUGCACUCUGUGGAUACAAACUAAAAGGUUCCUAGUUUGCAUUAAUAUCUUUCUUUUUGAAAAGGACUAUGUUAAUGUGAACAGAGAGCCUUUUAGUUCAUGCCUGCAACAUCCACCCAGGAGAGUUACAGUGCAGCAUUUUGGUGCACACUGCUGUUCACACCCUUCUAGUAUGCAGGGCAGCACGGACGAGACUUAGUUGCUUUUCCGCUACUUUUCUUCUAACCCACUAUACCCUGUUGUGUUGCUUUUUGCACCGUUCUCAUCAUUGAAUUCAGACUAGAUACAUCUGUGAUAGUGCCCCCUGCAUGUAGCAGAUCUGAGGUUUGCUCUUGAUCUUAAAAGAGGUUCUUUUGGGGGGAAUAAAAUUCCUUUUAGAGACUGUUCUAUUCAAAGUAUUGAAUUGGAAUUUUAUCUUUUGUUAUAAAAAGAAAUUAUAUGUGAAUUAAUAAAACCUGACCAUGGCUCAUCCAUAAUGGAACUUGUCAUUUAUAUUUUCUGAAUUCUCUCUUGGCUAAAAUAAUGGAUCUCUUUUUGUGUAUUCCUUAUAUAAACUGGAGAUGGCAGAUGUUCUUUGUGCAAAUGCCAGGUCAUGUACUAAUGUAUCUUAGCAGUACAGCUUCUGCACUACUAUAUUCUUGCAUAAGAUGGCAAACCAGACCACAGCUUGAAUUUUAAGAAAAAAUUUACCACCAAUCAUAAGAAAUUGUCUGCUUAAUUUAGUGUGGCCAUGCUAUAUGAAUAUGAUAGAUAAUAUUGACAGAAGUUAUUCUCUGUUGUAAAUAUUUGUUAAAUGAAUGUCACUACUAAAUUGUACUUAGAAUUUAAUGAAGCAAUUGUUCUUUUCUGUCAAAAGAUUAAAAAAAAUACAAACAGCCGUGCUCAAGUCUUGACACUAGGAUCAGAAAAUAUAGGUAACAAUACCCUGCCAAAUGUGUGGAUUAACUGUACAGGAUCUCAGCGUAGGGAGCAAUCUAUCCCCAUUCCAUCCCUUUAUGUACUCUGUUUAUUUCUAACAUGAAUGGGAAUGUAAAAGUGUUCUUCUUCUGAGUCUUUUAGCUUGGAUGCUUCCAAGUUGGAGACUACCUCCUGAGACCUUAUUGGUGGAAUGCUUUUUGGAAUGUUCCAAGCUCCACGCCCAACCCCACCCUGGAAUGUGAGGUUAAAUGUUGGUGGCACACAGAGUUUGAAUAUUUAAAUUGUAGAGUUCCCUCAUACUGCAGUUUGAGAGAGCUGGCAAGGAUCAGCUCAGCUGCUGUCUGAGUCAAAGAGCAAAGAUGCUUGUGAGUUUUAUUCCCCUCCGCCCCCUUCGGAGUGGAGGUUCACUUACCCACUAUAGCCCGCAGAGGAGCAGUUUUCAAAAGGUUUUACCCAGCAAGCCUGUAACUGGUCACAAGCAGGUGCUGGCUUGUUAAAGACAGCCUCCUUCACAAAAAUAUUUUGUCACUUGUUUUGUGACAGUGUCUGAAAGGGAUGUCUGCAUUGCAAUAAAACUCCCUUGACUGGCCCUGGUCAUCUGACUCGGUCUCACAGGGCGUGGGCUCUCAAGCUCAGGCUGCAGCCGGGGCUCUGGGACCUUUCCACAUAGGCUUUAAAGUCCGGUGUCUGGCCCUAGCGUCAACAUUUGUGUGAUAAUAUUAUAACCAAGCAGCUCAAUCCAUAUAAGCCCAAGUCAGCUGACCCCGGAGAGCCACAGGUGUUUUACCACAAUGUAGACAUACUCUGAGAGACUAAUCAGCAUGUGAAAUGGAGCAUGUUUGUAAUGGGGUUUGCAAAAGGGAUGAGGGGCAAGAGGAACUGUUCCACACUGGUGAUGUGGCUUAUAAAGUUAGUGGUGACCUCUCUGCUGCUUUACAAGAAGCUUAUGUUUGAGUUUUACUCUAUCAAUGAGGACAGAGAUGAUGGAAAAUAGCGAAGGCAACAUGAGAAGCCUUUGAGAAGGAAAUGCCUGUAUUGCUGAACAACAGUUCCUUAGGUCAGUUAAGGACUGGCGUUAAUCAGCUGCUAGGGAAGUCAAGACCAACCGUCCUUACUUGGAAAAUAGUAACCUCAAUGACUGUGAAAUAGCAGACUGAAAAAAUACAUAGCAUUCAUGUUUGUGUAUAAUAUUCACUUGACUGGCAAAUAACGUGAGUGCCAGAGAGUUAAUGGGAAUCUGCCUGUUCAACAUCCAUUGAAUCAAUAAAUUAAUGCCUUCUCCCUGCCCC
This is a messenger RNA of Pelodiscus sinensis (Chinese soft-shelled turtle), 6744 nucleotides long. NCBI's taxonomy places the organism in Eukaryota, Metazoa, Chordata, Testudines, Trionychidae. The record is from RefSeq and is a predicted model, not a curated record.